Molecule: messenger RNA, 919 nt
Organism: Parathielavia appendiculata
Lineage: Eukaryota; Fungi; Ascomycota; Sordariomycetes; Sordariales; Chaetomiaceae
Product: UBC-like protein
Exons: 4
Coding region: 76-543 (155 amino acids)
Biological process (GO): DNA damage tolerance; protein K63-linked ubiquitination
Cellular component (GO): nucleus
Source: RefSeq, a predicted model, not a curated record
AUUGCCGGUCGCCGACUGCCGCCCGACUCUGUGCCCUAAAAACCACGUACAAGGUAUUCCGGCAAUCACAUCGUCAUGGCAGCCCAGGUGCCCCGGAAUUUCAAGCUCCUCGCCGAGCUGGAGAAGGGAGAGAAGGGAAUGGGUGCAGGUGCUUGCUCGUAUGGUCUUGAGGAUCCCGAGGACAUCUACAUGACACAUUGGCGGGGUACUAUCUGGGGCCCUCCGCACGGGAACCACGAGAACCGCAUCUACGAGCUCAAGAUGGAAUGUGGCCCCAACUACCCCAACGAGCCGCCCGAGAUUCACUUCGUCAGCCAGAUCAACCUCCCCGGCGUCAGCCCGACGGACGGCAAGGUGGACAAGAACGCGAUCCCCAUCCUCCGCGACUGGAGCCGGAUUGCUGCGGAACUGGCCAAGAAUGCAAGGCCGAAGGAGGAUCCCCUGAGCUUAGAGACGGCCCUGAUUUCCAUAAGGAAAUAUAUGGACGAGAACAAAAAGCUCCCCCAGCCGCCGGAGGGAUCCAAGUACGAGAUUUACCAAUGAGGAGUAACGUCACGCCUAUCACAUGCCAACGGGUCGAUUCCGGGGACGUUCGGAAGGGUAUAUGGAUGGAAUGGAAUUGCACCGCGGGAUCCAGGCCAGAUUCGACUACCAAUGCUGGGCCUUUUUAUUCAUUACGGAAACACAUUUAGCGCCAUUAAGAAGCACACAUCGCGUAAUCGUCUCCCUUCGUGCCUUUUUGCUGAGCCUUAUUAUCUCACGUGAUCUCGUGUCGCUGACUUUUGCCCGUGGUCGCGUGCCCAACUCUUGCGUUUCCGAAAUUUCGGAGCUUGCCGCAGCUCAAUCAAAUGCAUCAAUGCACCUCCUGAUGCCAUCAUUUUGACAACCAGAUGAAUGCCGUCGUUCUUCGUCCCAGCCC